Messenger RNA from Trematosphaeria pertusa, 669 nucleotides. RefSeq lists its product as uncharacterized. The record is from RefSeq and is a predicted model, not a curated record. The transcript has 2 exons. Gene Ontology annotation, cellular component: nucleus. Lineage: Eukaryota; Fungi; Ascomycota; Dothideomycetes; Pleosporales; Trematosphaeriaceae. Gene Ontology annotation, biological process: regulation of transcription by RNA polymerase II. The coding region runs from base 1 to 669 and encodes 222 amino acids. Gene Ontology annotation, molecular function: DNA-binding transcription factor activity, RNA polymerase II-specific.
AUGGCCUCCGAAUUCCGCACCUGCGCCUCCUGCAAAAAGACCUCCGCCGAGGUCCCCAACAUGAAGCGCUGCGCGAAAUGCCAAUCCACCGACUACUGCUCGCGCGACUGCCAAAAAGCAGACUGGAAGACGCACAAGAAACACGUUCCGAACCCAUUCACUCGUCUCGACGACAACACAUACCUGUACGACCGGCCGGAGAAGGAUGUCUACAAGUUGCUGAUCGAUGCGUUCCGCAUGCACCAAGCCGACGGCUUCACAUUCGAAGGUCGACGCGAGCCCAACAGCGUCUACACGGGUGCUGCGUCCAGCCUGCCUGGUUUCCAGGCUUUCAUGAAUGUGCUGUCAUCGCGCCCUGGCUUGCUGCCGCCCUGGUGGAACACCGAGAAGCAGAAAGAGUGCGAGGAAUUUGGGGAGAGCGGCGCGAAUUGGAGCAGUUUGAAGAAGCAGGUGACGAAAGCCGACGUCAUUGAGCAUUAUGGCGAACCGAAGAUGCCGAUGCAGUUGAGAAUGUUUGCGGAAGAGGUGUAUCAGAGGCCGCCGCCGGGGGGUCCGCCGCCGGGUCCGCCGGGGAGUUCGAGCGGCAGGGGGAUGAGGGCUCUGAUGAUGGCUAUGGAGGGUGGAGGUGGGGGGGACGGCCCACCAUUCAUGUCGAUGAUGGGGCUAUGA